CUUCGAGUAGGCUGCGCACCGCUCAGGACUGAGCGGGUCGACUCGGGCGCCGCUGGGCUGGCCGGAGAGCGCGGAGGAGCCAUGGCUACCAACGGGGCCGUGGAGAACGGGCAGCCGGACAAGAAGCCGCCAGGCCUGCCGUGCCCCAUCAGAAACCUGGAGGUCAAGUUCACCAAGAUAUUCAUCAACAACGAAUGGCAUGACUCCAAGAGUGGAAAAAAGUUUGCCACGUACAACCCUUCGACUCUAGAGCAAAUAUGCGAAGUGGAGGAAGGCGAUAAGGCCGACGUGGACAAGGCCGUGGAGGCCGCCCAUGCCGCCUUCCAGAGGGGCUCGCCGUGGCGCCAGCUGGAUGCCCUGAGCCGGGGCCGGCUGCUGCACCAGCUGGCCGACCUUGUGGAGCGGGACCGCGUCAUCCUGGCGACCCUGGAGACGAUGGACACAGGGAAGCCGUUCCUUCACGCCUUCUUCAUCGACCUGGAGGGCUGUAUCAAGACCCUCAGAUACUUCGCCGGGUGGGCGGACAAAGUGCAGGGCAGGACCAUCCCCACAGAUGAGAAUGUGGUGUGCUUCACCAGGCACGAGCCCGUGGGCGUGUGUGCGGCCAUCACUCCCUGGAACUUCCCCCUGCUCAUGCUGGUGUGGAAGCUGGCGCCCUCCCUGUGCUGUGGGAACACGAUCGUCAUCAAGCCCGCCGAACAGACACCCCUCACCGCCCUUUAUCUCGGCUCUCUGAUCAAAGAGGUCGGGUUCCCUCCGGGCGUGGUGAACAUCGUGCCGGGUUUCGGGCCCACAGUGGGAGCCGCCAUCUCGUCUCACCCUCAGAUCAACAAGAUCGCCUUCACCGGCUCCAUAGAGGUUGGAAAGCUGGUGAAAGAAGCCGCUUCCCGGAGCAACCUGAAGAGGGUGACCCUGGAGCUCGGGGGGAAGAACCCCUGCAUUGUGUGUGCCGAUGCCGACUUGGAGUUGGCCGUGGAGUGCGCCCACCAGGGAGUGUUCUUCAACCAAGGCCAGUGCUGCACAGCCGCCUCCCGGGUGUUCGUGGAGGAGCAGGUCUACCCGGAGUUCGUCCGGAGGAGCGUGGAGUACGCCAAGAAACGGUCCGUCGGAGACCCCUUCGACGCCCGGACGGAGCAGGGGCCCCAGAUUGACCAAACCCAGUUCGACAAGAUCCUGGAUCUGAUCGAGAGCGGGAAGAAGGAGGGAGCCAAGCUGGAAUGUGGGGGCUCGGCCAUGGAAGACAGGGGACUCUACAUCAAGCCCACCGUGUUCUCAGAAGUCACCGACACCAUGCGGAUUGCCAGAGAGGAGAUUUUCGGGCCGGUGCAGCCGAUUCUGAAGUUCAAAACCAUUGAAGAAGUGAUCCAAAGAGCGAACAGCCUGGAAUACGGGCUCACGGCAGCCGUGUUCACCAAAAACCUCGACAAAGCCCUAAAGCUGGCCUCCGCCUUGGAGUCCGGCACUGUCUGGAUCAACUGCUACAAUGCCCUCUACGCGCAGGCUCCGUUCGGUGGCUUUAAAAUGUCGGGAAAUGGCAGAGAAUUAGGUGAAUACGCGCUGGCCGAAUACACCGAAGUAAAAACCGUCACCAUCAAACUGGACCCCAAGAACCCCUGAGGGAAGGGCGGGCUCUUUCCUCCGACAUCUGACAGCUGAAUGUGGCCCAUCACACCUGCCGAAGAAAAAGUGCUAUUCCUGACCUUCCUGGCCCACUUUCUUCCGGAGACCUUUCCACUGGACGGGGACGAUUUUUUUUUCCUCUAGCACAUUCCUGUUGGGGGUGCAGUUGCAGCCCUGCCUGGGGGUCGGGGGGGGCGCUGUUGGGUAUUUCCCUCUUCCCCUUUCAACCACAUCCCCUGAGACAGUGAUGGGGCUCGGGGGCGCUGCCAACAGGAAGUGGUAUUUGAAGUAUCCAGCAGUCACUUAAAAAUGCUCUACCGACUCUUCUUAGGGAAAAAUUAGGAGAAACCUCCCUGUAUGCUCUAAAAAACAGGGCCCUGUACCUGCAGGUCUUCGGGGGUCAUCUGCCCUCAGAACAAGCCCCUCCUUCCAUUUAGUUCCGAAAAGGAAUGGCACUAAGUUAAAAAACAAACAAACGAGCAAACAAACGAACAGAAUUGCAAGGAUCCCAUAUGGGGCGCUGUGGGGAAGCAAGUACCGCGGAAGGUUACUGAAAGUCUUGGGUGAGAACGAGGUGGGUGUACCGGGACUACACCUUGGCACUGACCUUGGGACUCAGCUUAAAACCAACACGGCCUUUGGAACUUGACCGGACGACCAGCCCAAAGGGCUUAUCUAAAACGAUGUCCGUGUCUACCUUAACCAAGGCACAUUCUCAGGCAGAGAGCAUCGCUAGCGUCCCUCACUGUCACCGCUAAGCACCCAACGCUCUGAGACUUAAAACAGCAGAGCAAAUACUAGGAUAAUUAAGUCCCGCAUUUCACAAACCAGAGCUGUAAUUCGCUUUUGCAAACUAUGCGUUUCUACCAGUUGGAUUCAUGGAUGAUAAACCUGGGUCGUUCUUCGUGUUUCCAGCGGUGAUUUUAGAUCAGUAAAACAUAGAGGUUACCACGGCUGCUGUUAUACUACAGCCCUGGUUUCUUCAAGUCCUAUCUUGAUAUAAAUUCAUGAUUAAUCAGCAUAGAACACCCAGACUCCUCAGGGGAACUGGAUUUCCUACUAAAGCGGUCUGAUUUCUGCCCUAACAGGUUGUGAGUUUCUCAGUUCCUCUCUGGGCAAUUACAGCUUUAACUUGGAAAACGGAAGGUGGUCCCAGUGUGGCUUUCAGAAAACAAAACCAGACUUCAAUUGGAUUCUCUUAAGAACCAAAAGCAAACUUUUUUUGGCUGUUAUGAACUAGUCCUUUUCUAAUGGUGCUUCUGUUUGAGAAUUCAGUUAUGUUUUGAGAAUUCAGUUGGGGGAGGGACGAUAAUAAAAUGGCAGUCUGUGUCCAAACCAGUGUAGGUAUAGAGAAAGUCCUAUAUGAAAUUGGGUUAUUAUUCUUGCUGGAAAUACACAACACACUCUUCACUGUCCCCUCCGCACCAGUUAGCACUUACCACUUACACUGUCAGUAACCUGUUAAAUCAGGAUUUGACUCAUACACUGAAUUUUCAGGAUUUUAUCUCAAGCAAUUAUCGACACUAACCUUGAUAGUGGUACAUUAGAGGAUUCUUAUUCUUUCAUUGUACAAUAACGCCUUUAAUAUGAAAUGGUACAUUAUUUAUAAUGGGUAUAGUUAAUGUAUCUUUUUAUAGAUGUAAGUAAACAGAGGUGGUAUAUUUAACCUUCUGUAAUAUACUGUAUUUAGAAAUGGAAGUCUAUAUAGGAUUAGAUUUCACUUCUUUGAAGGUUUACUCCUGUGGUACGGUUUAAAAAUCUUUUGGCCUGGGGAUUCUGAUCCUAACUGCAGAUUGUGUUAACAAUGCAACAACCUUAAAAUAAAGCUGGAUAUUUGAGAAA
Molecule: messenger RNA, 3462 nt
Organism: Phyllostomus hastatus (greater spear-nosed bat)
Lineage: Eukaryota; Metazoa; Chordata; Mammalia; Chiroptera; Phyllostomidae
Gene: ALDH1A3
Product: aldehyde dehydrogenase 1 family member A3
Exons: 13
Coding region: 82-1617 (511 amino acids)
Molecular function (GO): aldehyde dehydrogenase (NAD+) activity
Source: RefSeq, a predicted model, not a curated record